AUGAUGGCUUUUGACUUUGCAUCGGGCGCUUUGAGAAGUACCGCCGCGACAUCUCCAGAUCAAGAUAAGCGAAGUGCAGGCUUGGCUCCCAACCACCAUAACCACAAGCACAACCACAGCCAGUUUGGCGAGUACGGUGGCAGUCCUUCUGGCUCAAGACAGAGUCCUCAUGAGCAGGGCGUCAUGGGCGACGAGGCUGCUUCGAAUCCGUUUUCAUCGCAUCUUAGAGGAUACAGUACAAAUAGCUCACAUAUAGACAACAACAACCUUGGCAAAUCAGCCCAUCUUGCAUUUUCUCAAACACUAGCACAGCUGCAAAUGCCCAUGCCCAUGCCAUCUGCUCAUAACGGGGCCGGUGCCCCAACAAGCCAUGUGUGGAACGUCAACCCUGCCAACACCAACACCGCCGCAAACGCCGCCACUUCAGUUCGACAUCAACGAAAUUUGUCCAUGGAUGCAGGAAAUCUUUGGUCUUCAGGAUUAUCCGCCAAUUCAUCAAACGGGUCUACCAGCAUUUGGUCUCAGCAGCAGCAGCCACAUCACCAGCAAAACUUCAAUAUUCAACAGCAGCACCAGCAACAUCACCAGCAGCAACAUCACCAGCAGCAACAACAGCAGCAGCAACAGCAAAAGCUGGCAUCUUUUGUUGCAAAUGCUUUGCCGCCCAUGCAAGCCAUGCAUGAUAACUAUACCGCUUCGUCAAUUGCACAUCGUUCGUCUUCGCUCAGUGGAUUUACACCACCGCCUACAGUUGAAGAGUCUAAUGCGGCGGCUGCGGCUGCGGCAGCACAGGCAGCACAGGCAGCAGCAGCAGCAGCAGCAUCAAUGACGGGAAAUAUGCCCAUGGGUGACUCGUUGGCAGGGCCCACUUCUCCCGAGAUUUUUGGACGUCUGAGGAGGCACUCGUUUGCCGACGGAAUGUUGAUGGGCAGUGCGGCAGCAGCAGCAGCAACAGCAGCAACAGCAAAUGACUACAUCUCGUCGGUGCCCACUUUGCUCAAUGACGCAAACACGGCCCAAUUGGUUAACGACUACUUUGAAUCUGACCCUCAUGAGCGGGUCAAGGUUACCAUGCAGUUGCUCAAUGACAAGUUUUUUGACGAUGAAAAGUUUUUAUCCGAGGCUUACCAGUUGCCCAAGUUCCCCAUUGAGUCGUCGUUGCGCAACUACCAGUUGGUUCUAGUUGGAUUCAAGGCGGGCAGAAUUGACGUUUUCUACUUGCCCACGAAUGUGGGCGAAGGGGGCAAUUUGUUGGAUAUCAAGUUGGGAGACUUGGUUAUUGUUGAGGCUGACCGUGGCCGCGACUUGGGCAAGGUUUUCAAGCUCAAUGUGUCGAUUGACGAGGCGAGGUUGUUGAAGUUGUUGCAGUUUCAAGAACAGCAAGCUGCUUUGAAUGAACAUGUCGAUAGCAGCGGGGGUAAUAUCUUUGGUGACUUGGUAGCGAAGAAUAAUAACCAGAUGCCACCCCAGGCACCGGGCCCACCAGGGCCACAACCAGGACCGCAACAACAGGCAGUGCAACAACAACAGGCAGUGCAACAACAACAACAGGCAGUACAGCCACAACAAGCGCUGCAGUCGAGUUUUCUUCACCACCACCAUCAUCAUCAACAGAGUACAAUUGCCCCACCGACAUUACAGUUCCCCAAGUCGAUUAUCGGCUUGGCGCAGACGAAUGAAGUGUUUCAGAUUUUGAACAAGAAGCAGGAUGAAGAAAAAGCAUGCAGAUUGUGUUUGGCCAAGAUUGCCAGUUCCACGAGCGGCUGCUUGUUGAGCGGCGCGCCAAUCUCGCCCACCACGCAUGACUUGUUGCAAAUGAAGUUGAUUGACGCCGAGUACCAGUUUGACCGCAAAAAGUUGAUUUUCUACUAUUCGACGUCAAAGAGGAUCGACUUUCGAGACCUUGUGCGCGAGUUGUUUAGGAUCUACAAGACGAGGAUUUGGAUGUGUGCCGUUAUCGGGAUCCCCUUUCAGACGUCGACGAAUGGCAGUGGACAGGGCCACAGUUCCAUGAAUAUGGGUCUUGGGGUGAAUUCUCCUUCUUCUGCUAGCACGGGAGCCACAUUUUCGCAACAACAACAGCAACAGCAGCAACAACAACAACAACAACAACAACAACAACAACAACAGCAAAAACAGCAGCAACAACAACAACAGCAGCAGCAGCAGCAGGGAUUUGGCAUGUCGAGAAAUAAGUUAAACUACCAGCAAUCACCGAGCUUUGCCACACAACAACCACAACAAGUUCUGCAGCAGUGGCCUCAGCAGCAGCAGCAGCAGCCAUGUCGUUCUCAACAACAACAGCUGCAAUUCAAGAAGCUGCAGCAGGGUUUGUUUGGCAGCUCGCAAGAGACGGUGCCUAGGCAAUUCAACGAGUUCAAGCAACAGCCGCUGAGAUAUUGGGGCAAUACUGCGAACACCAAUGCUACUUUACAAGUGCAGCAGGGCAAUCGCAACAUUCAGCAAGUGCACCAACAGGCACAGCAGCAAGUGCGUGAGCAGUUGAAUAUGAAGCGCAACAUUACUGGGGACCAGGGCGAUUUGAUUGACCGUCGCGGCAAUGAAAAUGACGAUGACGUUGAUGAGAAUAACAUUUUGAUGAUGAACCAGCUGCAAAAUUUCUCGGAUGAAAAAUUGGUGUUGAAGAGUUUGGUUGAUUCGAUCAAUCAUUAA
Molecule: messenger RNA, 2673 nt
Organism: Lodderomyces beijingensis
Lineage: Eukaryota; Fungi; Ascomycota; Pichiomycetes; Serinales; Debaryomycetaceae
Source: the annotation of a GenBank genome assembly